CAGCCAAUAAGAGAAGUUCUCCCUCUUGGCUCCCCUCUCCGCCCCAAAACGUUAUAGUGGUUUUCUUCGGCUUUGGAGCCCGUGACUGUCGUUGAUACACAUUCGCAUACACACGCGCCAACAAUACGCAUUCGUCACCACCGCCGCCGCCGCCGCCGCUUCCGGUCGGACGUCACCCCGCACGUUUGUUCUUGGGGGUUUUUUUUUAUCUAAUUUUUUAAUUCGUUUUGUGAGAUGUAAAGUGAUUCAUGUUCUGCUUAUCAUCGUAGUGCCGUCAUUGUCGAUCGCGCAACUGGCCCUAAGUCACAGGAUAUCUCUUUACCUGUGAACUGGAUGAAAAAUACAAAAUACAAUACUAUUCAAAAUUGGCCGUGUUAAGCAGAACCCCGUCCGUGCAGUAGCUGUCGGCGAAACCGAUUCGCUAGACUCGCACAAGGAUAUGCUUAAUAGCGACCCGUCUCCAGACAUAGAAAGCCGAACAGAUCCAGUAAAAAUGGCAACUGAAGCCGGAAGUCCUCGAAGACUGGGACUUAAUUUAAACUUGAGCGUACAACCACAUGCAUAUCAUUGGCCUCACUCGACGGUCGUUGAUGCAUCACCGCCAAGGUCAAAUGGUGCCGCCACCGACGAUGAAGAUGACAGGGAUCAAAUGAUGGAUGAUGAUGACGAUUGUAGACAAGAUGAAGACUGUACGCCUGAAGAAGAACAGGACAUAUUAGAGAUGCAGCGCGAAGAACGUGAAACACUCAAUCAGUUGGCUAGACAAUUGGCUUCUGGAUCUAGAUUGAUGGCACCAAUGUUACAGCAUUUGGUAUACCAACAUCCCGGUCUAUCUGUUCAACCAGUUUUGCAACACCAGCAACAGCAAUUGUCUAUGUCCGGUGGAUCUGGAUGCGCUACCGCUUUAUCUCUAACUACCUCACACAGACAGUCAAUGACCGCCGACUUGUCACCAAAAUCAAGUCACUCAGGCGACACACAAGGACAUCCAAAUGAUAUGCAUUCGCCUUCUAUGAGUCGAAACAAUGAAGCUCAAUCAUGGACGUUUGAAGAACAAUUUCGCCAGUUAUACUCGGCCGGUAAUGAAGCAGAUAGACGUACUUUUUUGGAUUCAUUGUUUAGUUUCAUGCAAGAACAAGGUACACCUAUAAGUCGUCUGCCGAUAAUGGCCAAACGCGUGCUUGAUUUGUAUACCUUAUACAAACUAGUUGUCCAAAGGGGUGGAAUAGUAGCGGUUAUUACUAAAAAGUUGUGGCAAGAAAUCAUUCGUGGUUUGGGGUUACCGCCUUCAAUUACAAGUGCAGCGUUCACACUACGAACACAGUAUGUCAAGUACUUGUACGCUUACGAGUCUAGAAUGAAUCAGUUUAGUACACUGGAAGAGUUGAACAUGGCUAUUGCUGGAAAUAGGAGAGAAGGCAGACGAAACAAGUCGCUUAUGUACUCCGACAUGCCACCUCCGCCUCCUGGUCACCAUCCUCAUCAUAUGCAUCCUAGUACGCCGACAUCAGGUCACCAUCAUCAGCAUCCACAGCACCACUAUGCCAAUGUGCUAGCCGUCGAUGACCGGUUUAGGCACUUAGCCGCAGCUAUUAUCGACAAUCACAACCAUGCUGCAGCAGCAGCAGCGGCGGCGGCCGCGGCCGCUGCAGCAGUGGCUACUUCUGAAGCAGGUUCUUCAGCCGCGGACCUGCACUCGAAAUUGAGGAAACCUCUUAGUCCACAGUCUCAAGAUUGUAAAACUUCAAUACUGCCAAUGCAACAAGUGCAACAAGUGCCACAACCGUCACUCCCGCCGUCAUCGACCAUCGCCAACGCAAUGACACCGCCGUCGUUGUUUAACGGACACCACAAUUCAUUUCAACACCAUUCGCAGCAACCACAACAGCAACAAUUGUCAACCGUUCCUAGUUCUUUGCAGUCUACUGCUGAGCAAACCAAUAAACAAAGAGAAUUACUUAGCAUGCUCAUGUGGAUGGAUAUAGUUAGAGCAAAUCAAAGUGGCUUACCUAGACUACCUAUACCAAAUAUGCCAACUAGUCCUACGGCAUAUACGACCACUUCAGCAUUAAAUCUGACACCAGCAUACAAAAGCCCAAUGAUGACAGUUGCUGCUGUACCUGAACAAAGUGAAGCACUAAAUUUGGGCAAAAAAAGGAGUGUCAAUAAUGCCAACAACAACAAUAAUAUUGAUGAUGACGAAGACUCUUCGGUCAAGAGGGUAAAAACUGAAAGAUCGUCGCCGCCAGCGAGUUACUCCAGUGGUAUGGCUGAUGCUGAAGAGGAUGAAAGAGGUGAAGUUGAAGAAGAGGAGGAGCAAGAAGAAAAGUUGGAAGAUCUGAGAGCUAGAAGUUCCCCAAAAUCUGUUCACGAUCACCGAGACAAUGGUUCUAGACGGACCUCGCCGGUCAACUAUCAAAGUACACAAGACGAUGUAGUCGAAAUGGAUAUUAGCACAACGCUUUCUGGUACGUCUGGCAAUAACUGUUUGGCUAUUUGCGUGACACGAAGAACGAAAAACGGCAUUUAUAGAGGUCAACUCACAAAAAGCAACACCUUAAUGAAUGGAGGUUUGAACAAUAACGCUAACCCGUUCGUUUUACAUUUAAAUGGAGAUUUGUAUACCGGACACUUACAGUUGCAAGCCAGCAGCAAUUAAAUUUCAAUUGAACAGGGACAAUUUGAUUGAAAUUUUACUGUGUGUAAUUUUUAGGAGACAUAAAUUCUAUCGUUGUUCAUGUAUAAUUUUAUUUAUAUAAUUGUAGAAAAGUUUAAAUAAUAGAAUUAGACUAAAACGCAUUGUAUAUAGCACACUAAGUGUUAUAUUAUGCAAAUGUAUUAUUUGUAAUAAUAUUUUGCUUAAAUAAGGAUACUUUUAAUUUUUUAUUUUGUACAAUUAUAUUUUAAUGAAUUUUCGACUGAAUAACGUUUAAUUGGCUAUUAUUAUACGGGUUUUCUACUUUAAUUCUACUUGUUCAAUUACAUUUUAUACUUGUGAUGCUUAAAUCUUCAAUAUAUUAUUCGGAUCAUAUCAAUUGAUGUAUGAUUUAUCUUCAAUUAGCCAAAUAGAAGUCUGCCUCAUAUUGCUAGAAGUCGCGAUUGUUAUAUAUUUUUUUAUUUUUCCAAUAUUGUAACGUGCGUAUGUUAACCGAAUCGAAAGUAACUCAUCAAAAAGGAUUCAAGGUCAUUUAAAUGAAACUAGACGCCUGUCAAUGUCCUACAAAAGUUCAAACUGCCUGUUAUUUAUAAUGAAUGUCGCCGUUGCAGUUAUUUUCGAAAUUUCUUUUCAAACCUUUUUUACCCUGAAAAUUCGGACCAAACGUUAUUUCCACACGUUUUGCCCAUUUGUGUAUUGCGCUACUAUGUUUGCUCGUGACAUCAAGACUUUUAUAAUUUUAUUAUACAUUUUAAUGGGAAAAGCAAGAGAUAAAAUUAUUUAAUUCGGAUGAUUGCAUACACCAAGUAUAAAUUAGAUAUGCUUGUAGGUCAUAGUUUCAAUUAAUUAAUUAGUAUGAAAUGACCACACGAUUGUGGUAAUUGGUUGGAGUAAUUUUACUCGCAAUGUUCUUCUUAUAGAUAUGUACCUUUACGACUUUUGAAAAUAUCAAAUAAAAUUAUAGCAAUAUCUAAUUAUUAGUAUCUUGUAUAAAUGUAGAUUAUGAUUUGUUUUUUUAAUAUAUUUUUUUAAUGUAGUUCCUAUUUGAUAAUGUAAUUCGUAUGUUUGACUCGUUUACUUAGUAUGGCUAAUAUUUAUAAUGUGUGUCUACCGAUUCGAAGAUUCUGCAUAAUGAACUAAGAUCUCAAGUACAAAUAAGCCAAUGUCUCUUACGUCAAUUAUGUGAAUAUGUUAUUGCAAUAGGACGUAAUGAGACGUUGAGAAUAAUACUAAUAUUAUUACUAUUUCUUUUUAUAUACUAUAAUUUCAAUAAUAUACUUAAUGAGUUUGUCAAUAUAGUUGAUCUGUUAAUUUUUUUAGUGUAACUAUACGUAGAUAUCCUUUUUUGUUUUAAAUGUAAAAAUUAUGAUACACUAUAAUCUAUGUAGAUUAUAAUGAAUAUGGUAAUGGCAUCAUCUUAUUGUUAAUAUUUAACAUAAUUAUUUAUAAAUCACAUAAGCUUUAAAAUAAUAUAUUAUAGAUGUAAUAUUAUUAUAAGAUAAAUAAUAUAAUUAGUUGUAAAAUCUAAUGUUAACUAUU
Molecule: messenger RNA, 4195 nt
Organism: Daktulosphaira vitifoliae (grape phylloxera)
Lineage: Eukaryota; Metazoa; Arthropoda; Insecta; Hemiptera; Phylloxeridae
Product: AT-rich interactive domain-containing protein 3A-like
Exons: 10
Coding region: 440-2659 (739 amino acids)
Biological process (GO): regulation of transcription by RNA polymerase II
Cellular component (GO): nucleus
Molecular function (GO): DNA binding
Source: RefSeq, a predicted model, not a curated record